Molecule: messenger RNA, 3318 nt
Organism: Cladophialophora carrionii CBS 160.54
Lineage: Eukaryota; Fungi; Ascomycota; Eurotiomycetes; Chaetothyriales; Herpotrichiellaceae
Exons: 1
Coding region: 1-3318 (1105 amino acids)
Biological process (GO): phosphatidylinositol dephosphorylation
Molecular function (GO): phosphatidylinositol-4,5-bisphosphate 5-phosphatase activity
Source: RefSeq, a predicted model, not a curated record
AUGAGCUCGAAAGCGAGCGAAGAGAGCUAUCUUUCCCCAAAGCCAUGGAAAUCCGGAGACCCUUGGGGCUCGGGUACAAAGCUGCCAGGUGCUUAUCCGCCAUCUCCUGAUGUACGGUCCCAGGAAGCCAGUCAUUCCGGGCCUCAGUCGCUGUCGGCUGCCGUCAAGGCGCGCAAGUCAGAGUACAUCCGAAAGAAGUCUAUGAAAAUCAAGAUUGGCACCUGGAACGUUGCCGCAAUUAAUGGCACGGAGAAGGACUUGGGGGCGUGGUUCGUACGUGGACACGGCAUCAGCGGGCUUUCCCAAGACUUAUCGGGACUCUCGACCACGGAGGGUAACGACAGUGAUGAUUCCGACGACACUGACAACGAUAAUGUCGAGUCUGUCGAGUCGCAAGAAGCGCGGGUUGCGAGAACGAGGAAAUCAAUCACUGUACCACUGAACGACACCCCGGCGGAGGCCCACCAUGAGCAGAUCGACCUCUAUGUUCUCGGCCUGCAAGAGGUCAUCGAUGUCACCUCCAUGACCGAGGCCAUCAAACCCUACACCGAUCCGAACCCAGCUAAGAAAUGGAAGAAGUCUUUGAGGCGUGCGCUACCUAAAGGUUACAAGAAGAUUGCAAACGAACAGCUUUUUGGCCUGCUCAUCCUCAUUUUUGCUUCUCCAGAGCUCGCCCCAGCCAUUAGCUCGGUCAGCACGACCUCAGUCGGAACUGGUCUGAUGGGCUAUUUCGGUAACAAAGGUGCUGUCGCGGUCAGGAUUGUGGUCGGAGAGACGACACGAAUGUGCUUCGUUAAUUGUCAUCUGGCUGCUGGAGCAGAUGAAGCCGCGUUAGCCCGUCGAGUUUGGGAUACGAACCAGAUCAUCACCAGGACACGUUUUUCUCCAGUCACGGAUGGCGAAGUGGUCGAAGCUGGAGAAGAGAAAAUCGGGGACGAAGAUUUCGCUUUCUGGUUUGGCGAUCUCAACUAUCGUCUAGACGACAUCCCGGGUCAGGAUGUCAGGAGAUUGUUGCUUCUUCAUACUCAGAACGAGUACGACGUCCAGAACAAAUCCAAGCGCAAGAUUGAUAGUGAGCUAGGAUACUUAUCACCUGCAUCGAAUGACUGGCUCCCGGCUCCACAUCCCCGCUACGAGUAUAAAGACGUCGAAAGGCCUGCGUCUGAUAGCACGGCCGAACCACCCCUAGAUCCGAAGAACGACCCUGCUUCGCUUCAAACCACUAUCCAUUCUCUCCUCGCACAUGACCAACUGCGCGCACAGCAAAGGCUGGGGAAGGCAUUUCAUGAAGGAUGGCGAGAGGGAGACAUAGAAUUUUUGCCCACGUACAAAUAUGAUAUUGGCAGCGUUGGCAUGUUCGACUCCGGCGAGAAAAAGAGAAGCCCCAGCUGGUGCGACAGGAUACUGUACAGGACUCGCCGAGACCUAGAGACAUACAAGGACAAAGCCAAGCGGCGAGAGGAAGCUCGCAAAAAGGACGAAGCCAUGAAAGCUAGCGGGAUCGACCAGGCUGCCGCUGAGCACGAGGUAAUGUUCGACUAUGAUCCUGAGACAGACGGAAUGGCCUAUGGCGAUGACUGCGACGAUUACGACGAGACUCAGGAUGGCCUUCACGACGCAGAGCUCGUACAGUCACAUGAAGAUUAUGGAGACAUGAUCGAACUCAACAGUUACCUCUCGCACCAAAGAAUACUCUCAUCGGACCACAAGCCGCUGAACGCCGUUUUCACGCUCAUGUACGACGCCGUCAUCCCAGAGCUGAAAGCGAAGGUGCAGCAGGAGGUUGCCAAACAGCUGGACAAGGCAGAAAAUGAAGGUCGGCCAUCAAUAACAUUGGUAGUCGAUAGCCACUUCGAGAGUCAAAUACCGAACGCUGACGGUGCGGCAGACAUGAAUGUCGUCCAUUUCGGCGAAGUCCGCUACGGUGUCAAGAAGAGCAGGUCCGUUACCAUUGCCAAUACCGGACAGGUCACCACCAGCUUUUCUUUUGUAGACAAACCUGUCGACUCGGGAGAAGGCGCUCGCGUGGCGCCAAAAUGGUUGGAGCUCAGCGUGGAUUCUGGCUCCAUCUAUUCGUCGGCAAAUAUGGAGCACAAGGGCAGCUUCGAGACAGUUUUGUCACCAGGUGAAACCACAAUAAUCGAAUUGUCUGUUAACAUUACGGACAGCGAGCUGGUACAUGAUCUCAACGAUGGUAAAACAGAACUGGAGGAUAUUCUCGUCCUGAGAGUCGAAAGCGGAAGGGACCACUUCAUCCCCGUCAAAGGCCUGUGGCUACCAUCCGCAUUUUCUCGCACGCUGGAUGAGUUGGUGCUAGCACCAGAAGGUGGUGUUCGACAAUGGAUCCGCUCUUCCAACAACAAAGCAACAGAAUCGAUUUCAUACUCUUCGGCAAAGGUCCACCAUUCCGCCCCAAAGGAGCUCUACACUCUUACUGAGAUCAUCCCAAUCUACAUUGAACGGUCUAUCGCAGAAUGGGGCAUGCUUCACGAAGGAGAAACGCCUCCUUGGCAGUAUGAGAUAGGAGGUGCUUCAUGGCCUUUCAGUCGAGAGACAUGGACGUUCCACGAAGGCGAAGAAAGGUCGGAACUCAUCGCCGGGGUCAGAGAAGCGUUGGAUACAGCAAGCCGCCUUGAUGGCAACUUCGAUCCGGACGUGCCGGCCAUUGUGCGUCUGGAAGUUCUCGCCGAAACACUGACCUCGUUUCUCUUGUCUCUAAGAGAAGGUAUAGUGCCCGCCAGUACAUGGGCGGAGAUUGAGAAGCACCUCGCCACAACCGAAAAGGCCAAGUCGCAACCUACUGCGCAAGAAAUCCAGGAUAUGGUCAUGGACGCUCUGUCCCCAGACCCGGUGCAUAGUGUCUCGCUGACUUUCAUCACCUUCCUCCUGACAACGACGGUCAAUGAGAUGAUGACCAGUGGUACUUCUGCUCCGACAUCAGCGACGGCAACGACGCCUACUUCGAUGAGCAGAAAGUCCUCCAGACGGUCAAGAGCUUCGACGCUUUCAAGCGACUCAGGGCCUCCGGCGUCGAUAUCAUCGCAAGAAGCACCGAGCAAGAGAAGUCUGUUCCCGGCAUUGCGUCGUCGCCGCACGCGCAGUAUCUCAUCGGCAUCUGCCACAGCUGAGACGGGUGGCGAGGCGGCAGGUACCAUCACCGAGCGAAGGACAAAACUGGUCAGUGCAUAUGUCGAGGUUUUUGCACCCCUCGUCUUCCGAGCCCAGAGUGAGUCGAAGCUGAAAGACAAAGACAAGAAGGCGCUGGAUGCACGGAAGAAGCGCAUCCUCGAGGCAUUUUUGAGUGAGAGACAGCUCUGA